Molecule: messenger RNA, 3838 nt
Organism: Magallana angulata
Lineage: Eukaryota; Metazoa; Mollusca; Bivalvia; Ostreida; Ostreidae
Exons: 30
Coding region: 96-2387 (763 amino acids)
Biological process (GO): intracellular signal transduction; cell surface receptor protein tyrosine kinase signaling pathway
Molecular function (GO): protein binding
Source: RefSeq, a predicted model, not a curated record
GAGAGCUUCCGAGAAACCUAUGUAAAGACGAGCAACAAGGAAGUUCUUAAACCAAGUAUUUCUUUAGUCCCCAGAAUAACUGAUCUGGUGGAAAAAUGUCUAAAAACCCGCUUCCAGAUUAUAGCCAGCUGGCAAGAUGGACCGUUAACGAUGUUUGUACAUGGUUAAUGGAGAAUCGUUUUGGGAGUUAUGUUUCACAGUUUCGAGAAUAUGGAAUUGAUGGUGGGAGAUUUGCAAGUUUGAAAGAUGUUGAUUUGUCACAAAUGAGAUGUCCCCUUAGCAAGCGAACUGAUCUAAUAAAGUGCAUUAGAAACAUUCCAAACAGAGAUGUCAACCCUCCAACUUUACAAAAACCAGUGGCAAAUAUAAUUCCUUCCAGAGCACAUCCCCAUCCUCGUAUAGAAGAUAGACAGCCAGCUAGACCUCCACAAAAUGACGUUGAUUCGGAGUCUGAUGAUGACUACGAGGCCUGGGGAGAGUUUGACAAUUUCAACGACGAGUCAUCGGAUGAAGAGGAUUACAUGAACGAACAAGAACAGGAACAUUUUAAGAAACCCUCCAGAGGUCACGUGGAACCCGAAGAGCCGCAGGAGGACUAUGCUAACUAUAACCCCGAUCAAAACGAGGAGGAAAGCAGUGUCAACAAGAACGGUCUUUCUAUUGCUGACUCCUUAAAGCAAGCUCUUCAGCAGAGAAAUAGAGUUAACCAAAGACAAGGUAUUGGUUCCAGUAUGGCAUAUUACUCACAAAAAGCCAAAGUGAAGGUCUUAAAACACAACCCGGUUCAAUUGUGUCUUUGUGAUGCAUGGGUGUUAAUGUCAGAUUUCAGUUUCCAGAAAAUAUAUUCACAUGUAUAUUUACCUAGUUACUUAUCAUUUACAGGUAAUGUCCCAUCCCCACAGCAGCCACCAGUACCAAGGCCUGGUAGACGUGGGAGAGAUCCUAUCCCUGUUCCAGAACCCGAAGACCAGCCAGCUUAUAUAGAAACGGAUGAUCCUUUACUUAAUCAGCCCGAUUAUGAAGUCCCUGAAGAUGUUCCUAAACCACCACCUUCCCGUCCCCCCAUGACGCUUCCUGUCCCUGUUGAGGAUGACCAGCCUACUUACGAGGAUCCUGAUGAAACUGAUCACGCACCUGCACCUCCUCCAUCCAGGGGUGGAAGGAGACCAGCCCCAAAACCCGCGGAACCCAUACCAUCGCCACAAUCAGACUGGCCAGAGGAUUUCUAUGAAGAUCCAGAUCAGAAGACCACUCCAGCCCCAUUACCCGAAAGACCAAAGAAAACAAAACCACCGAUGCCGAAACAAAAAGAUCCUCCACUAAGUAGAACAAUAUCGGAGCCCGACCAACCUGCCCCGCCCCCUCCCCGUCACGGCCACGAAAGAAUUCAUAAACGGGCACCUAUCCCCGAACCGAUCAAUACCCAGGACAGCGAUGAUUCAAGUUCGAACAUGGGAACUGUGAAGAAGAGUGACUAUGAAAAGCCAGAUAAUCGAGGAACUUCCACUGCCAAAAAACCUCUGCCGAAGGCACCAGAAAACGACUAUAUGGCCAUGGCUAAUAAGGCCGUAAAAUGUGAUGAUGAAGAUGAGGAGGACUAUGAACGUCCUGACCCAGCUGACUUACCACAACCGCUUCCCCCGGUACCACGAGAAUCCAGAGCUGUACCGAAACCAAAAGGGCGUGCAGCGUUACCUUCUCCCAGCACAGAAUCUGGCAAAAAACUUCCAGCAGGAGCUGUACCAAUCAUUGGCUUGCAGCCUGAAGUCAAGGAAUCACCAAAAAUGAAGCAUUCGUCAAGAGACGAGACCCCACCGCCAGUUCCAUCAUCCAGGACCCCCCACAGGGGAUCCCAAGAUGAAAAUAUACCACCCUCAAUACCUCCAUCUAAACCACCAGGCAGAACUGCUCAAACUAAAGAUGCCCGGUCUUUACCCCCUACCCCCAACCAACACAGAGGUGUAAACGGAGUCCCCAAUAGUUUUAACAAACCCCAAGGAAGAGGCUCUGUGAUCGACCGACCACCCCCGCCCGUUCCCGGCACUGAUGAGUUUGACAUUUCUCAGCAAUACUGGUACCAGAGUGUGAACAGAACCGAAGCCGACGAGGCUCUGAAGGGUUUUGGAAAGAAUGGGACGUUUUUAAUACGACCCAGUACAAAGGCCGCCCAGCCGUACACCCUUCAAAUCUACAACAAUGGUAAAGUCUAUAACCUUCCUAUACGACAGAGGGACGACUCCACAUACGCUCUGGGCAAGGAGAAGAAGGGGGAACAGACCUUUGAGACGGUAAACGAUUUAGUGGAGUUUUUCCGGAAACAUACAUUAAUUCUAGCGGCCGGGGACUCUGGACAGACUAGAUUAAAGCAUAACUGUCCGAGAAUCUAGUGUUUUAUGACUGAAGACUGUUAUUGUCUUUUCAUUUUUAUCUUUGCCUCAGUCAUUGAUUUUUAAAAACGAUAUGAAUCGUAUCCACUGAAAAAAGGCCAUUCAGACCUUUGUGGUAUAUUGAAAGGGAGAGAAUAUUCUACAUGCAUGUAUAAAGUAUUGAGCAGAUUAAAGGCAUUGUUCUCCACAUCCAGUUGAUCGGUAUUCUACAAUUUAAAAAAAAACAUCGUGUAUUGAAUGACACCACAAUUAUAAUAUUAUUUUUAUAUAUAGCUGUCCAGUGUUACAUGUUCUGGAAGUUGUUAUGGAAAGCAAUCGUCUAUAGCUCGUUUGACUUGAUAACAUUCCCAAGGUUGAUUGCGUCGGCGUGACUGUGUGUGUGAUUGUGUCCGAUUACUGAGUAUUACAUAGAUGACGGAGAGAAAAGUGGCGUUGUGAGGAUCAAGUAAUUGUCUUAUGUAACGUGUAUAUUUUAUUACAUUUGUAUUUAUAUUUCUGUUUAUUCAUGUUUUUUUCUCCUAUUUCAGUGGAACAAAUUGUAAUAAAUGUCAAAUCCACAUUUUACCCCUAAAGUCUGGGGAGGUGUUUUUUUGUGAAUGUGCAUUUGCGUAACAAACGAUUUAUUUUGCUAUGCUUAGUAUAUGAAAAAAAAAUCUGUGCCAAUCUUGUUUGAAGUCAUAAUACAAACACAUUACUUGUUGUAAAUUAAUGUGUUUGUCAAAAUUAUACAGGUACAUGUGCAUUGCAACGCUACCUAACGCCGUAUUAUAUUGUCACGAUUGAUGAUAUUCCAUUCAAAGAAUUUUUCGUUGAUUAAUGUUAUCGUGUGUUAUGGUCAUUUAUUAUUGUCUUAUCGGUCUUCACUGUGUUUUUAUGUAAUCUUUGUUUUUUUUGUUUCAUUUGUUGAUGUUUGCAAAAAAGUAUUUUUUAAAUUCUGACUUGGCAAAUAUAGUUGACAAUUGUGUGUGAUUUUUGUUUAGUAAACGAGAUAGUGAAAGGGGUUAUAAAAAAUUUUCAUCGAUAUUUGAUUAUAUAGUUUAUUUUUAUCAAUAUUUAAAUAAAAAACAAAAUUGCCAAAUUUGAUAGUGAUGGUUUGAUAUAUAUAUUUUAUAAUUUUCAAGAAAUGGGAUUUUUUUUAAAUAAUUGAUGAAUGGCCAUCAAUUUAUAUGUAGUUGGUUUUUUGUUUUUUUUCUUUUUUUUGUGUUUAAUGUUCAGUGAUAGUAAUUAUAUUUAAUAUCAAACUAUGUUAUGUAAAAUUCAAUCUGUUCCUUGUUGUAUACCUUAAUGUCAUCCUUUUACAGAACGGUAUUGAUGAUUAAACGGCAAUUAAUGUAAAAAUUAUGCAAAUGACUUUUAUGAAUUUAUGCUCGUUGAAAAAUCACAACUAAAAUCUUGAUCUAAUUAAUUACUAUCAAAUGAAAAAGAAAUUAAAACAAUGUUUAAGAUUUUGA